CUAUCUUAUCAACAAACUCCCCCUACACUUAGACCCUCCAUUUUUAACUGUCACCAACCAACUAAUCUCUCUUUCUCUCAAUUCUCAAAUGGCUAUGGCUUCUUUCUCCAACAUUUCAACACACUUGUUCACUCAUCACACUCACACUCAAACCAAAUUCUACCACUACAGCCAUUCUUCUUUACCAAGCUACAUCAUCACAGCCCGCCAUGAAGUUUUCACACUCUUCUCUUCCAAGCUCAAUCAUUCCUCUGCCUCUGCACCCAUUUUCAUGCCAAAUCAUUUGAUUCAUUCUCCGGUUUCCACUUCUUUCUCAGCUGGAAAUGGAGGCGGCUUUCCAGGGAGUGGAGGUGGUGGUGGUGGGGGAGACGACGGUGGAGGUGGGGAAGAGGAAGAAAGGGACAGAAAUAGAGAAGAGGCAAUGCUGGUUUUAGCUGAGGUUGGAAGGUCAAUGGAGAGUUUUCCGGUGGAUUUGGCUGUUGCUGUUAAGGCAGGGAGGGUGCCGGGUUCGAUAGUGAGGAGGUUUUUUGAGUUGGAGGAGUCAGUUGUUUUCCGAUGGUUGUUAAAAUUUGGAGGGUUUAAGGAAAGGUUGUUGGCUGAUGAUUUGUUCUUAACUAAGCUUGUUAUGGAGUGUGUUGUUGUCAUCUUUACCAAGGCAGCUGCAGAGUUGAAGAAGCGAAAAGAAAAUUUCUCAAAGGAGAUGGAUUUUGUUGUUGCUAAUGUGGUAACAGGCAUUGUAACAGGUUUUGUACUAGUUUGGUUUCCUGCUCCAACUGUUUCUCUUAAACCUCCUCCUGCAAUUAGUGCUGGAAUUAUUGCCAAAUUCUUCUAUGGAUGUCCUGAAAAUGCUUUUCAGGUGGCUUUGGCAGGAACAUCAUACACACUUCUACAAAGAAUAGGUGCUAUAGUGCGUAACGGGGCAAAGCUGUUCGUAGUUGGAACCGGUGCUUCACUGGUUGGUAUAGGUAUAACAAAUGCCUUGAUCAAUGCACAGAAGGCUGUAAAUAAAGCAUUUACUGUUGAGAAUUUACCUGUAAUCUCAACCAGUGUAGCAUAUGGGAUUUACAUGGUAGUAGUUAGCAACCUCAGGUAUCAAGUACUAGCAGGAAUUAUUGAGCAACGGAUUCUGGAACCAUUGCUACGCCAAAACAAACUUAUACUAACUGGAGCAUACUUUAUUGUUAGAACUGCUAAUACUUAUUGGGGCUCCCUACUGUGGGUGGAUUUUGCAAGAUGGGUUGGAGUCCAGAAGAUAAAGGCUUAACCAACCAUUACCUUGCAUCACAAGAUAUAGUAUAUAUGAGUUCAAUUCAAAGCUUGAGUAUAUUUGUUCAUUCAUAGAACUAUGAUUGGUUGGUUCUUCUUUCUUUUUUUUCUUUUGGAAGUGCAUAAGGGUCAUUUACUUUGUCAAAUAAUUUUAUAUUUUCAUUUUCUAAAAUUGUGUUAUUUUA
Molecule: messenger RNA, 1451 nt
Organism: Medicago truncatula (barrel medic)
Lineage: Eukaryota; Viridiplantae; Streptophyta; Magnoliopsida; Fabales; Fabaceae
Product: protein RETICULATA-RELATED 4, chloroplastic
Exons: 8
Coding region: 89-1264 (391 amino acids)
Source: RefSeq, a predicted model, not a curated record